AUGCGGAGCACCCUCAGUGUCGUCUUACUUCUUGUCGUCCCGUUGGCACUCGUUGCUGCGGCACCGCCGCCGCUGCUGCCCUGCGAGGCUUCUACGGAGGACGCGGUAGCACAACACGGUGGCCUCGAUAAACGGAACCCUGCAGCGACUAUUUGGGGCAUUACAAACAUGUGUGUAGCUGGUGGGCGCACUGCACAUGUCACUAUCGAGGAUGUCGAGAACCGGGCGCGACAGUGA
Phanerochaete carnosa HHB-10118-sp is the source of this 237-nucleotide messenger RNA. RefSeq lists its product as uncharacterized. The transcript is spliced from 3 exons. Lineage: Eukaryota; Fungi; Basidiomycota; Agaricomycetes; Polyporales; Phanerochaetaceae. Bases 1 to 237 code for a protein of 78 amino acids. The record is from RefSeq and is a predicted model, not a curated record.